This is a messenger RNA of Chrysochloris asiatica (Cape golden mole), 1572 nucleotides long. RefSeq names its product TXK tyrosine kinase (gene TXK). Gene Ontology annotation, molecular function: protein binding; non-membrane spanning protein tyrosine kinase activity; ATP binding. The record is from RefSeq and is a predicted model, not a curated record. NCBI's taxonomy places the organism in Eukaryota, Metazoa, Chordata, Mammalia, Afrosoricida, Chrysochloridae. Bases 1 to 1572 code for a protein of 523 amino acids. The transcript has 13 exons. Gene Ontology annotation, biological process: tissue regeneration; regulation of platelet activation; adaptive immune response.
AUGAUCUGCUUUUCAGAUAACACCAUCCAGUCGAUUUUCUGUUGCUGCUGUUGCUGUUCAUUGCAGAAGCGGCAAGUGCGAACACAAAUAAGCCUGAGCAAAGAUGAAGAACUUUCAGAAAGAUAUCCUCCACGUCACAGGCCACAGCUCUGCGAAUUGCCGAAUAAGAAGAAACCCAACAGAAGCCAUGGAAAGCCACCAAAACACAAGCCCCUGCCUCCCCUCCCUGUCUCUGAGGUUGGUGAAGAGAUGGUCCAGGUUAAAGCACUUUAUGACUUUAUGCCCAGAGAACCCUGUGAUUUGGCAUUAAAGAGAUCAGAAGAAUACUUAAUAUUGGCGAAGUAUACUCCUCACUGGUGGAAGGCAAGAGACCAUUUGGGGAAUGAAGGCUUAAUCCCAAGCAAUUAUGUGACUGAAAACAAGCUAACCAACUUAGAAAUAUAUGAGUGGUACCAUAAAAAUAUUACCAGAAAUCAAGCAGAACGUCUAUUGAGACAACAGUCUAAAGAAGGUGCAUUUAUAGUCAGAGAUUCAAGACAUUUGGGAUCUUACACAAUUUCCGUGUUUGUAAAAGGUAGAAGUGGUUCGGAGGCUACUAUCAAACAUUAUCAGAUUAAAAAGAAUGACUCGGGACAGUGUUAUGUGGCUGAAAGACACCUCUUCCAAUCAAUCCCUGAAUUGAUCCAGUAUCACCAACACAAUGCUGCGGGUAAGUCCUGGACUUCAGGCAGCGUCGCAAAGAGCCAAGGCCUUGACAGACAACAUAGCUUUGAAAAGUGGGAAAUCGAUCCGUGUGAGUUGGCUUUCGUAAAGGAGAUUGGAAGCGGUCAGUUUGGGGUGGUCCAUUUAGGUCAAUGGCGAGCACACAUCCAGGUAGCAAUCAAGGCCAUCAGUGAAGGCUCCAUGUCAGAAGAGGACUUUAUUGAAGAAGCUAAAGUGAUGAUGAAAUUAUCUCAUUCAAGGCUAGUUCAGCUGUAUGGAGUGUGUAUAAAACAAAAGCCCCUGUAUAUUGUGACAGAGUUUAUGGAAAAUGGUUGCCUGCUGAACUAUCUCAGGGAACGAAAAGGAAAUCUUAGAAAGGAAGUGCUAUUGAGUGUGAGCCAGGAUAUAUGUGAAGGAAUGGCCUAUCUGGAGAAAAACUGCUUUAUCCAUCGGGAUUUAGCAGCAAGGAAUUGUUUGGUCAGUUCUUCAUGUAUCGUAAAAAUUUCAGACUUUGGAAUGACAAGGUAUGUUUUGGAUGAUGAAUAUAUCAGUUCUUUUGGAGCCAAGUUCCCAGUCAAGUGGUCCCCUCCUGAAGUUUUCCACUUCAACAAGUAUAGCAGCAAAUCUGAUGUCUGGUCAUUUGGAGUUCUGAUGUGGGAAGUUUUUACAGAAGGGAAAAUGCCUUUUGAAAAUAAGUCAAAUUUACAAGUUGUAGAAGCCAUUUCUGAAGGCUAUAGGCUCUACCGUCCUCACCUGGCACCAAUGUCCAUAUAUGAAGUCAUGUACAGCUGCUGGCAUGAGAAACCCAAAGGCCGCCCUACAUUUGCUGAACUGGUACAAGUUCUCACAGAGAUUGCAGAGACCUGGUGA